This is a messenger RNA of Petromyzon marinus (sea lamprey), 2021 nucleotides long. Its product is annotated as cAMP-dependent protein kinase type I-beta regulatory subunit-like. The record is from RefSeq and is a predicted model, not a curated record. Gene Ontology annotation, biological process: negative regulation of cAMP-dependent protein kinase activity. Gene Ontology annotation, molecular function: cAMP-dependent protein kinase inhibitor activity; cAMP binding; protein kinase A catalytic subunit binding. Gene Ontology annotation, cellular component: cytosol; cAMP-dependent protein kinase complex. NCBI's taxonomy places the organism in Eukaryota, Metazoa, Chordata, Hyperoartia, Petromyzontiformes, Petromyzontidae.
AGAAAGAGAGGAGGGGGAAGAGAGAGAGAGAGCAGGAGAGAGAGAGCAGGAGAGAGAGACGGAGACACACCGCAAGAGAGCGAGAGACACACAAAUACGGACAGACGCACGGCGUGCACGUGGGUCGAGACGGGAGUGAUUGAUAGAACACAGCGGAGAGAGAAUAAAUUGAUAGGUGGGGGGAGGAGGAGGAGGAGAAAGACACACAGGGACACGGACAAUAACUGCAUGUGUGUGUGUACACACACGGCACAAAGAUAUAUUGUACACUGACAGUAGACGGAGGGAGAGAUACGUGAGUGGACGCCGGCAAUCAAGAGACGUACAGAUACGAGACGUGCGAUACAGCAAACAUAUACAUCUAUAUACAACAGACGUAGAACAAUACAAAAUAUCCUUAGAGACUGUAUGAAUAAUGGGCGCUCGCUAACGGUGCACUGAUAGACACACACAACCAAUCCAUAGAAACAGGCAACGGGACAUCCUGACUACACGUAAGACAGAAACACGUAGGUGUAACAUACAUACACAGAAAAGGCGUCGUAGACACACAAAGACAUCGACACACCGACACAAAGAUUACACAAGGAGGCGAGAGCGAGCGAGUGGUGGUGAGUGUGAGAGAGAGGAGGAGGAGAGAGAGGAGCUGAUCACACAAAUGGCCUCCUCCAUCCUCUCGGCGGAGGAGCUAGCGCUGCGUGAGUGCGAGGCGUACGUGCAGAAGCACCGCGUGCAGCAGAUGCUCAAGGACUGCAUCGUGACCAUGUGCAUCGCCAAACCAGAACGGCCGCUCCGCUUCCUCAAGGAGUACUUCGAGAAACUCGACAAGGAGGAGGCGCGGCAGAGAGGCGGCUCGUCGCAGUGGGACUCGCGCGAGGACGAGAUCUCUCCUCCGCCGCCAAACCCCGUGGUGCAGAGGCUGAUGCGGCGCGGAGCGGUGAGCGCCGAGGUCUACACCGAGGAGGACGCCGCCUCGUAUGUGCGCAAGGUCAUCCCCAAGGACUACAAGACAAUGCAGGCCCUGUCCAAGGCCAUCGCCAAGAACGUGCUUUUCUCACAUCUCGACGACAACGAGCGCAGUGACAUCUUCGACGCGAUGUUCCCUGUGACCCACAUCGCCGGCGAGACGGUCAUACGGCAAGACGACGAAGGGGACAACUUUUACGUCAUCGAUCACGGCGAGGUUGACGUGUACGUGAAGAACGAGUGGGUGACCAACAUCAGCGAGGGCGGCAGCUUCGGCGAGCUGGCGCUCAUCUACGGCACGCCGCGCGCCGCCACCGUCAAGGCCAAGACCGACCUCAAGCUGUGGGGCAUCGACCGCGACAGCUACCGCCGCAUCCUCAUGGGGAGCACGCUUCGCAAGAGGAAGAUGUACGCGGAGUUCCUGAGCAAAGUCUCCAUCUUAGAAUCGCUGGAGCACUGGGAGCGGCUGACGGUGGCCGAUGCGCUGGAGCCGGUGCAGUUCGAGGACGCGGAGAAGAUCGUGGUCCAGGGAGACCCCGGCGACGACUUCUUCCUCAUCACCGAGGGCACAGCCGCCGUCCUUCAGCGUCGCUCUGAGAGGGAGGAGUUCGUGGAAGUCGGGCGCUUGGGUCCCUCCGACUACUUCGGGGAGAUUGCGCUCAUGCUGGACCGCCCGCGCGCCGCCACUGUGGUGGCCCGCGGGCCGCUCAAGUGCGUCAAGCUGGACCGGCCGCGGUUCGAGCGCGUCCUGGGGCCCUGCUCCGACAUCCUCAAGCGCAACAUCCAGAGAUACAACAGCUUCGUGUCCAUCUCCGUCUGACGUGCGCCCGCGGAUAUACGCCCGCAGGACGGUGUCAGUGGAGCGGCGGAGUCGAGGAUCUUGAGUUUCGUGUCCUGGCGCUCGCUCAGACAGCACCCGUGCAUGGUGUCCAACUCGCCAACACCCAGCACCAACACCCAGCACACUCUCACACCCAGCACCAACACCCAGCACCAACACCCAGCACACUCUCACACCCAGCACCAACACCCAGCACCAACACCCAGCACACUCU